Messenger RNA from Magnolia sinica, 1747 nucleotides. Its product is annotated as mediator of RNA polymerase II transcription subunit 27. Gene Ontology annotation, molecular function: transcription coactivator activity. The coding region runs from base 91 to 1380 and encodes 429 amino acids. Gene Ontology annotation, cellular component: mediator complex. Lineage: Eukaryota; Viridiplantae; Streptophyta; Magnoliopsida; Magnoliales; Magnoliaceae. Gene Ontology annotation, biological process: regulation of transcription by RNA polymerase II. The transcript has 7 exons. The record is from RefSeq and is a predicted model, not a curated record.
CUUACUUACUCGCACAGACCUUCAAAAGCAGAAAGGAAUAGAAGAGGAGAAUAAAAAAUCCGGCGUGGAGUGACUGAGAGAGAAAUAAAAAUGCAGCAAUCUCACCCUCCGCCUGCCGCCACCACGACCCCAACCGGUCCGCCGGAAUCCGGCGACUCCACGGCGGAAGCUCCGCCGAAGCAGGUGGCGCUGGCCAUGGACCGUCUAUCGUCGGCGGGCCGUCUCAUCGCUGACAUUCGCCUUGGCGCUGAUCGCCUCCUGGAAGCUCUCUUUGUCGUAGCAGCAGCGGCCCGCCCUCACUCCCAAUCAGACAAGCCUCUGCGUUUGAUCCUCAAGGAAGAAGCUUCGAUGCGGCAGCACCUUCAAGAUCUUCGUACUGUCGGAAGGCAACUGGAAGCUUCUGGAGUUCUAAAUGGCUCUCUUCGGUCACGCGGUAAUUCAUGGGGUUUGCACAUGCCCCUUGUUUGUCCUGAUGGUGCCGUUGUUGCAUAUGCUUGGAAGCGUCAACUUGCUGGUCAGGCUGGUGCAUCUGCUGUUGAUAGAACUAGAUUGGCUCUCAAGGCAUUUACAGACCAGAAGAGGCGGUUCUUUCCCCACCUUGAGGAUGAAUCAUUCGGCCAAGCAUGUGGUGGAGAGUUUGGAGCCUUGAAAAAACAUCGCAGUUCGCAAGCGUCAACAAUCAGUCGUAGAGAUGAGAUUAGUGAAGACAAAACUCUAUCUGAUGUUCUGAUCCAUUUGGAAAAAGAGGCACCUAACAUGAGAGUUUUCACUUACCAGCGCUUGGAUUGGCUGAAAAGAGCUUCCUCAUUGUCAUCUUCUGGAAAUGACAACGUCAUAGAUCUAUCAAAAGAACAGAUUUACCACGGUUCGAAUAGAUUAAGAACGGGGUCACUGGGUGCUGUGGCUGCAGAUCAGGUGGCUGUUGUUGAGCUAUUGGUGCCUUCUGUUUUCAGGGCCAUUGUAUCAUUGCAUCCAGCAGGCUCUAUAAACCCUGAUGCAGUGGCCUUUUUCUCUCCCGAUGAGGGAGGCAGUUAUAUUCAUGCGAGAGGCUUUUCAGUCUAUCAUGCAUUCAAACACAUCACGGAACAUGCUAAUAAGGCGUUGCAGUAUUUUGUGGGUGCUAAGGCUGAUUCAUCGCUGGACCUCUUUUUGCAAUGGAUUAGCAGCUACGAAACUCUGUUUACGAAGCCUUGCAGUAAAUGCCGACGCCUCCUGAUGAUGGAUAAGCCUACGGCUUUGUUCUUGCCUCCCGUUCAUCGUCCCUAUCAACAGACCUCCACCAGUAAAAUCUCAUCGACCCAACAGCCAUUGCCGCAAAAAGAUCAGAGCUCUGAUGUUGCCACUGUCUACCAUAUUGGGUGUUCUUCUGAUGAAACCUAGCCGAAUUCUAAGGUGGGAUAUUGACUUGCUCAGGUAUCAUCCCCACUGAUGACUUGUAUGGAAUUUUUUGACUGAAAAUCUGUAACUUCUCUAAAUUUGCUUCCAUAUAGCAAAAAUUGAUAAAAAUCCCAAACACUAAGAUGCACAUAUAUAAGCACGCACUCCACUCUCCUACAUUGUAUUACUCUUUUCAUGAAAUUUGUAUACUUGUAGGAUACAGUUUAACCAGAUAGCCUAAUUUACCAUGUUCUUUAUUUUCUUGAAACUUGAGAAAUUUCUUAUGCAAUUGAUAUGUGAUGGGAGACCAUUGUGUUUGGAUACAAGGAAUUCAAAGUGGGAAUAUGGAAAAGGUAAUGGUUAUUCCGAU